Capronia coronata CBS 617.96 is the source of this 1347-nucleotide messenger RNA. Its product is annotated as phosphatidate cytidylyltransferase. Gene Ontology annotation, cellular component: endoplasmic reticulum membrane. The transcript has 2 exons. NCBI's taxonomy places the organism in Eukaryota, Fungi, Ascomycota, Eurotiomycetes, Chaetothyriales, Herpotrichiellaceae. The coding region runs from base 1 to 1347 and encodes 448 amino acids. Gene Ontology annotation, molecular function: phosphatidate cytidylyltransferase activity. The record is from RefSeq and is a predicted model, not a curated record.
AUGGCUCGACAUAGAUCAGUCAAAUUUCAACAUCGUGGGAAUGGAAAUGGCAAUACCAGCGGGCACGAUCAGCGAAGACAAAGCGUAUCUACAGCUAGCGAGAGUGCCUCUGACCCUCCGAGUCCUUCGAGGGAUGGUGACAGCAGUCGAAAUGGUUCCAUAGUCAAAGGAGACACGCCUCCGGACGUGUCCGACUAUGAAAAGAAGAAGGCGACCUUUAUCACACGGACAAUCUGGACCUUUGCAAUGAUUAGUGGAUUCUUUGGUGCCAUGUUUGCUGGACAUGUCUAUGUACUUAUGAUCAUUACCGCCGUCCAGAUCAUUUCGUUCAAAGAGGUCAUCGCCAUCGCUCAGGUCCCCACGAGACAGAAGAAUCUCCCGCUUACCCGAUCUCUGAACUGGUACUUCCUUGCAAUAACAAUGUACUUCUUGUACGGUGAAAGCGUCAUCUACUAUUUCAAACAUAUCCUGCUGGUCGACAAGGUCCUGCUUCCUUUUGCAACCCACCAUCGCUUCAUCAGCUUCAUGAUGUACAUAUUCGGGUUCGUCUUUUUCGUCGGCUCGUUGAAGAAGGGCCACUAUAAAUUUCAGUUCACUCAGUUCGCGUGGACUCACAUGGCCCUCUACCUCAUCGUCGUCCAGGCACACUUUAUGAUGAACAACGUUUUCGAGGGCAUGAUUUGGUUUUUCCUUCCGGCCUCGUUGGUCAUCACCAACGACAUCACUGCCUACAUCUGCGGCAUCACAUUCGGUCGCACCCAGCUGAUCAAAAUAUCUCCCAAAAAGACGGUCGAGGGCUUUGUGGGCGCUUGGAUUUGCACCCUUUUUUUUGGAUUUGCCCUCACCAAUCUGUUGAUGCGGUACAAAUACUUCAUUUGCCCUGUCAAUGACCUGGGCGCAAAUAUCUUCACCGGGUUACAAUGUACGCCCAACCCGGUCUUUGUGCCCCAGCCUUAUCACAUUCCUGCAUGGACUGGAAGGGAGUACACGCUUUGGAUCGAACCCAUGCAGUUCCAUAUUCUCAUCUUUGCGACUUUUGCAUCGUUGAUCGCGCCCUUCGGAGGCUUCUUCGCUUCCGGGUUGAAAAGGACGUUCAAGAUCAAGGACUUUGGCGACAGCAUUCCCGGACACGGAGGCAUGACGGACCGGAUGGACUGUCAAUUCAUCAUGGGACUCUUCUCCUACAUGUACUACCAGAGCUUCAUUGCCAUCUACCGAACGAGCGUGGGGGCGGUCAUCGAGUCUGCAAUCAUUGGCUUGACUCCUGAAGAACAGGUGGAAGUGGUCAGAGGAUUGGGGAAAUACCUCUACAAUCAGGGGAUAGUUUCGGAGAAGGUACACAUCUAA